Messenger RNA from Suillus plorans, 603 nucleotides. RefSeq lists its product as uncharacterized. NCBI's taxonomy places the organism in Eukaryota, Fungi, Basidiomycota, Agaricomycetes, Boletales, Suillaceae. Bases 1 to 603 code for a protein of 200 amino acids. The record is from RefSeq and is a predicted model, not a curated record. The transcript is spliced from 2 exons.
AUGUCCGAUAGCUUGCCUGGAUUAGAUUACCUGUCUAUCUGCGACGACCAUCGCCCUGGUCUUCGGCUCAAGUCCUCAGUGAACCACUUGCCAAGCUAUACAAAUGUCAGAUGCACAAGACCUGUUGGAAUACCUGAUGGGUACAAACGAGAUGCGCUGGACGAUCUCGUACAAGUUACGAUGGAUAAGAUCUGCGAGGAAGGACUGUACGAUAAGGAGCGCAAAAAGUGGAUGAAGAACGGGAGGGAAAUGUUUGAUGGGGUAGACCAGAAGGGCGAUGUGAUGACGAUCACGAGGGCCAUUCAGCAGAUAGCAGCUCAACACUCAACAGCGGGGGGCCCACUCCGCUCACAGCCACGCAUUCCUACUAUGAGCACAACCCGGAUUGAUACCCCGAGUGCAGCCAUCCCUAACAUGUCUGAAUCGCACUUUCGACCUCGAGGUGUCAAAGAUGUUAAGAUAGAAGGAGGAUAUUCCACAGAUGUGUUUGAAAGCCCUCAAACAUUGGAAAUAAAGAGAAAAUUCAGGUCUGGAGUCCACAGAUCAUCCAAGAUGGGCCAAGACGUAAAUGGCCUAGGCAGUCAUGUCCGCAGCGUGCUUUAA